This is a messenger RNA of Diaporthe amygdali, 1178 nucleotides long. RefSeq lists its product as uncharacterized. The transcript is spliced from 3 exons. The annotation marks the transcript as partial. NCBI's taxonomy places the organism in Eukaryota, Fungi, Ascomycota, Sordariomycetes, Diaporthales, Diaporthaceae. The record is from RefSeq and is a predicted model, not a curated record.
AUGACCAAACAUUCUGUUGUACCGCGGCGUGCGUGGCAGCGCAGACGCCUCAGAAUUGAAAAGGAGUCACCCGUUCUCUUGUCGCCGUCUGGGCAAGAGGCGUGGUCGGUAUCAGAACGCGGGAUACCCAGUAUAUCAGGAUCCGGAUCGGAGUAUGAGAUGGGCUUGGAUUCGAGCUCCGGAUCUAGCUCCGAAACUGAAUCGGAUGAUUCUGCGGACGAGCGGGCGGGAUGGAACCGGAACUUUCCUGGCUUCGAUUCCGGCUAUGGCUCCCAAGAGGAGGAUCCAGAUGAGAAGGCCCGGUACUACGACGAGUUGCUGGAGCGAUUCCGGGCAGAAGGUCCGACGUUAGCCGACCACUCCAGAAAUACAGUGAGAAUGGAGGAGGAGCAGGAGGCAAAGUGGGAAGAGUUCUGCAAAUACAGGAGGCUUGACCCAAUGAGAACCCUGAAGGCGUGUGACUCUCCUGUUUUCAAAGUAUACCUAGUUUGGAGGGUCGAGAAUUCAAGAAUAAAGAAGGAGUCAUCAGUCCUGACCUACUGGAAACUUCUCAGUAUGGUCUAUUCCCAGAAGAUGGCCAGCUGGAUGAAGGAGGAGGUGCUAUAUGACAUUCGGAACUGGAUUCGUACGUAUGUAACACCUACCUACGGCCUGGAUACUAGCAGGAAGGAGAAGGCCGGGCUCUUCGUGGAGGACCUUGCUAUGCUCUUGUACCAUCACUGGGUUCGAGACGAAGAGAUAUUUGCUCAUGAACGCCUUCGCGUGCAGCUUGCAGCAAACCUGAUCCUCGCUGGCGCCACGGCUACACGGCCAGGCGCACUCAUCGGUCAGCUACUAUAUGAGCACCUGGAGUUCCAGCUGUUCCCGCCGCUGAGCGGAGGCCCGCGGCCGCGGAUUGUGCUGAAGGUGAACCUGAAGCACAUCAAGAGGUCCGGCGGCACAUCGGAUCCCAAGGAGUUUGCCUUCCGCGAGGAUGACAUGCUGAUCUAUGACCCGUUGAUACCUAUAAUGGCAAUGGCGCUGGCUGAUGAUGCAUUUGAGAACGGGUUCACGAGCCCUCGACAGAUUUACAAUCUAAUUGUCCCCAAAGGCAGUGACCGUCUACGAAUUCUCUGGAAGCAAGAAUGGCGACAGCGGCCUGUCUUUCGCGAUAUUGAACGCAUGGAUGACGGGGUUCG